AUGGAAAUAUUUCCGACCGGCUACAAACAAUUUGGAAAAGCAAUAGAAAUCUUCGACCAAUCACUUGUAUCAACACAGAUUGACUUAUCUACCGAAUUACAAGAAGAUCCGCUUCCUCCAGAAGAAAUUGAUGAAGAAAUUGCGCCAAUUGAAUAUUAUACAAAUCUAAUGUCAGCUUAUGCAGGUUCUAACCAAGAAUUCCUUGUCCAUUCGCUUAGAAAACUUCUAGGUUUUACAAGUAAAGUUGAAAUCAUUGAUACUCAAGAAUUGAUACAACAAGGCGUAUUAGAUGCAUUAAUUGAACUCACAAAAGUCGAAGAUAUUGAUAUUUCUUUCUUAGCUUUCGGAGUAUUAAUCAAUUUGUCUGCUCGUACGAAUCCAAGGAAUGAUCCACUAAAUUCAGAUGAAUUUUUCAAUUUCUUAUGCGAAAUGUCUAAUGUUACAUCUCUCAAUCUCAAAAUUUUCGGUUGUUUAUUAAGAUGUUUCAGUAAUUAUGCAGAAAACUCAGAAGAAAACCGCAAUAAAGUAAUGGGAAUCUUUCCUAUCAAUCGUUUAGAUGCAAUUUUCCAGCAAUGCAGCAAUCUUACAGUGCAGAAUGAAAUUGUUCAUUUAAUCUACAUCUACUCCAAAUUUUCCAUUGAUCCUGACAAUGGAAAGUUCAUAAUUGCACUUUGCCAUAGCGUAAUCAUGAAGAAAUUCAAUCAAUUUGUAGAUUACGCUUUAUGGGCUUUAUUAAGCAUUCUACAUCAAGUUGAUGUUGCUGUUGACCAUAUAUAUUCUCCAGAGUUCGCAGAUGCUGUUUGUCAGUUAAUUGGAGUUAAAUCUCCAAAAAUCAAAUCUCCGGCACUUUUAUUGAUCGGAUUCUUCCUUGAAGCAGGUAAACCAGUUAACAAUAUCCACUAUGGAAGCAUUGUUGAGUGUUAUUCUUCUGAAGAUCAAAAUGUUCAAUUAAAUUCUUUUUAUGUAACAAAAUUCAUUGCGAAAACAAUGCCAGAAAAUAUCGAGAAGCUCAUCAAUGCUGGAUUAUUCAAUGAAAUGUACCACGCUUUGAAUGGAGAUUUCAAAUAUAAUCUCAAAAAAGAAGCUGCUUACACUUUGAACGCUGUUAUCAUGCAAGGUCGCAAGCCUGUUGUUGAAAGAAUGUGUGUCAAUGGAUCAGUCUCACAACUUAUUGUGAAUUUCGAAUACGAAGACAGAGAUUUGAUCAUUGACACUCUUAAAGCCCUUGAUGUUGUGUUUGAGAUAGGUCAAGUCAUUGAGCCGAGAUUGUACAGGCUUUUGUUAUCAAGAUUCAAGACAAUUGAAGGUUUUGAAGCUUUAGAUCAAUUACUUGAAUUGGAUGACUUCGAAAUCACAUCAGCAGUUGAUUCUAUCAAGGAAACAUACUUCGAAGACCUUGAUAUUGAUGCUAUUCCAAUCGACGUUGAUUCAGAUGCAGUUGAUGAAGAAGAUGAGAAUUAA
This is a messenger RNA of Trichomonas vaginalis G3, 1461 nucleotides long. Its product is annotated as importin alpha family. Gene Ontology annotation, biological process: NLS-bearing protein import into nucleus. The transcript has a single exon. The record is from RefSeq and is a predicted model, not a curated record. Gene Ontology annotation, molecular function: nuclear import signal receptor activity. Gene Ontology annotation, cellular component: nucleus. The coding region runs from base 1 to 1461 and encodes 486 amino acids. Lineage: Eukaryota; Parabasalia; Trichomonadida; Trichomonadidae.